CAUGCGAGUGCUCGCGUAAACACAAGAGCAAUUUAAAAAUGGCGGAGUACUCAUAUGGGUUUGCGAAGUUCUAGAGCGCAACUCGCGUUCGCAAAUACGCUGUUAUUUACAUCGAACGCCGUAUAAGGAUAUGUGUUUACAGCUCUGAUAGGUCCUUGAUGUUCACACCCAGCGCCAAGGACCUGUGGAAGACCUACAACCAGUUCCCACAGCCGACUCCGUUACUGACGCGGAUCAAGCAGGACUGCUAUGAAUACCCCGAGUGCUCGCAGCAGGACUUCUUCGCGCACCAACCCGGCGAGAACAACAACCUCCAUGCAGCAGGGCCGCCCGACUCGGUGGCGGCUCGCCGCGAAGCCAACCGGCUGCAGCAGAGGCGCCGCUUAGCAAACGAGUCGCCCGAGAAGCGAGCCGCGAGACUGGAGGCCCAACGCAUCCAGCAGCACCUGCGGCUGGCCAGCGAGAGCCCUGAGCAGCGGGCGUCCCGCCUGCAGGCGCUGCGGGAACGCCAGCGCUACCGCCUGGCGCACGAGACCCCCGAUCAGCGGGCGUCGCGUCUCACCGCCCUCCGGGAGCGACAGCGCAUCCGGCUGGCCUCAGAGACGCCGGACCAGCGGGCCAAGCGCCUCGAGGCCCUCAGGGAGAGGCAGCGCUUCAGGUUGGCUAAUGAGACACCUGAGGAGAGAGCUAAGCGUCUUGAGGCUUUGAGGGACAGGCAGCGCUACCGGUUGGCCCACGAGUCGGGCCAGCAGAGGGCCGCCAGACUGGCUGGCCUCUGGGAAAGACAGAGAUCAAGGCUCGCCACUGAAACCCCUGACCAGAGGGCCAAGCGUCUCGAGGCUUUGAGAAUCCGGCAGCGGCAGAGAAUCGCCAAUGAGAGCGCAGAGCAACGUGCCAUGCGUCUGGCCGACCUGCGGCACCGGCAGCGCAUCCGCCUUGCCAACGAGUCGCCGGAGAAACGCGCCUCCCGCCUCGAGGCCCUGCGGCUUCGACAGCAGCAGCGGCUGGCAAGUGAAUCGCCCGAGCAGCGAGCCGCGCGACUCAUGGCGGCCCGGAUCCGCCAGCAGCAGCGGCUCGCCAACGAGUCCAAGGAGGAGCGGGCGGCCAGGUUUGCGGGCAUCAAACGCCGCCGCAGGAUGAGCUGCAGCACGCAAAGUUCGGCUUGUCCCUCGCUCUCGGUGUACGUGCCGCGCAAGCCGUUGCCCCCGCUGCUGCGUUCGCCACCCCCUGCGCCACCGCCCACGCCAUUUCACACGCCGCCCUCGCCAAACCACGCAGCUAAGCAAGCGUUUAGAAGAACAGUUAAUGUCGAAGGAAGUGACUACUGGUGGGAGAGCCACUUUUUGGUGCCGCAACAGCCCCCAGCGCAGCAACAGCAGCCAGCAUUCCCGUGGGACUAUGUUUGUGAUUCCGUGUUUGCUCCUUACGUGAGACGCCAUCCAAUCGCGCCCCCGCUUCCGACGCCUCCUCCGCCGCCCCACAGCCCUUUCCAGCAGCAUCCGCAGCAGCAACAGCAGCAGCACCCGCCUCCUCAGCAGCAGCCUCCGCCACCACCACAACAGCAGCCACCACCGCAGCAGCAGCAGCAACCCCUGGAGACACAGCCCAAGAUGGAAAAUCCAUGAUCGGUGAUGGCAUCGCGCGGAGCACCCCGAUUGGAGAGUGAAUGGAAGGAAACAAUAAUGUCUCUAGUCAAGCGCGGAAUAUAAAGUAACCGAAAAAUUUGUUGUUUACACAUUAAUACAUUAGGGAAUCUCGCAAAAAGUUACAAUGUGCUUACCAUCUGGACUGUAUUCGAAGGGAAAAUGCCAUUAACUAUUAUUAUUAUUACACAAUUAUACACGGUUAUGAUUAUAUAAUAACCAAGUUACUAACUAAUGAUAAUGAGAAUGUAAAGAGUACUAAACAUAAUGGUUUAUGUCGUUAGAUAAGGUGAUGUGAUCACUCAAAUGGCCAUCAUAUCAAUAUGUCUUGUAUUUUAUAGAAAUAAUAAUGUCAUAGACAGUAUAAAAAUCAA
Molecule: messenger RNA, 2017 nt
Organism: Cloeon dipterum
Lineage: Eukaryota; Metazoa; Arthropoda; Insecta; Ephemeroptera; Baetidae
Exons: 6
Coding region: 159-1625 (488 amino acids)
Source: RefSeq, a predicted model, not a curated record